This is a messenger RNA of Bactrocera tryoni, 6631 nucleotides long. RefSeq lists its product as uncharacterized. The transcript has 18 exons. NCBI's taxonomy places the organism in Eukaryota, Metazoa, Arthropoda, Insecta, Diptera, Tephritidae. The record is from RefSeq and is a predicted model, not a curated record. Gene Ontology annotation, molecular function: monoatomic ion channel activity; protein-containing complex binding. Gene Ontology annotation, cellular component: membrane. The coding region runs from base 414 to 5390 and encodes 1658 amino acids. Gene Ontology annotation, biological process: transmembrane transport; monoatomic ion transport.
UAAAGCAGUAACAUACAAGUACUUAACACGCAGUAGGUUCUUUUUUAGCAUAAUCUUCGUUGCUAGAGACGGAUGUACUCAAAAAAUGCCUAAGGGUGCAACACUUCAGUUGAUGCGUUUAGAUUCAUUCUAUCCUUUGGCUGCUCUUUAUUUGUUCAUUUGAUUGCGCCUGUGCUUAAGGGACGCGCCCGAUGAGCGGUUCAUCCAUCAUUGUAAGAGGCCUUAUGUAUAAAAACUGUGCACUAUUAUAUGUUGCAGAAGAAAUAAGUAACUGCCAAUUAUUGUAGCUUCACCACAAAACUGUUUGGCUGUACAACAUAUGUAUUUGGUUUGCAGAAUCAAUUUAUUUCGGCGAAAUUGCCGUUUAAUAAUUAAAUUUAAUAUUGUUAUGUUGAACUUGCAUUCAUGUCACAAUGAAAUUGAGUGUGAGUGCGUAUCGCGCGCACGCAUCAGCACACAAAAAAAUUCUUUCGAGCGGUUACCAUUCGCAACUCAACUACGGCAGCACAGGUGCGGCGGUUUCUUCUUCUGCUGUCUUACAAAUGGCGGACCCGGCCGAAAACGCAAUGUCAGUCUCCAAAGAUCGCCAUGGAAUCGAAUGCAAUAGUGACACAGAUAUCGUGAGCCCAUCUGGUACGAGUAGCUCCGAGCGGGAACGAACUGGCACUAUAAGAAAAACGCAACAACAUGGAAGUAUCAAUGAUAAUGAUAGUAAUGCUCAUUAUUCCGACUUUAAAAGUUCCACACAAAACAAAUCAGAUAUCAGCGAAAAAAAUUUGGACCUGGAUGCUGACUGGAAUCGAUCCAAUCAGCGAUGGAUGAAGCUCAGAACAACUGUCCAAAUAUCAUCAGCGAUACAGAAAAAGCCACCAUUAAAACGGGAGGACUCCUUUUUAAAGCGAUUCUCUACGCGGCAAAUUCCAGAAACUCAGGAAACGGUCGAAGACACUGGGUCGGAGAGCGCCUUUGGAGAAUCUAAUAAAAGUACAAAACGUCGGCGUCGAUUUUUGCAAAAGCGGCGAUCUGUUGUUAAUCCAGAUGAAAACUUUUAUUUCUAUUGGUUAAUGAUACUAACUGUUUCUGUUUUAUACAAUUUAUGGGCUCUUAUUGUGCGACAAAGUUUUCCUGAAUUGCAGCAAGCUGUUCCUAUUUUUUGGUUUGUUUGUGAUACACUCACGGAUGUUGUUUUCGUAUUCGAUAUAGUUGUCCAACUACGCACAGGAUAUCUCGAACAAGGACUGAUGGUUUACGAUGAUAAAAAAUUAGCACUUCAUUACAUUCAUUCUAGAGAUUUCUUCUUUGAUAUCAUAUCAUUGAUUCCCCUGGAUUUGAUACAACUCAAAAUCGGUGCAAAUCCUCUUCUACGGUUUUCAAGAUUUUUUAAGGUGUAUCGAUGUGUAAAAUUCUAUUACAUUGUUGAAAGUAGGACGGUUUGGCCAAACUUAUGGCGAGUUAUAAACUUAAUUCAUAUUCUUUUAAUUUUGGCGCAUUGGUUUGGGUGUUUUUAUUAUCUAUUAUCGGAAGCUGAAGGAUUUCAGGGAGACUGGGUAUAUCCUUACAGACCAGGAGAUUACGCGACAUUGACUAGGAAGUAUCUAGGUAGUCUUUAUUGGUCUACGCUUACUUUAACUACAAUUGGAGAUUUACCAACCCCCGAAACAAAUGCAGAACCAAAUUUUUCAGUGGACGGCCCAAGAUCUAUACCAAGACGUGGUAUACGAUCUAGAUUACUGCAAUUCGGUUCCAAUUAUGGGUAUAUUUUUACAAUUGUCAGCUAUCUUAUUGGAGUUUUCAUUUUUGCAACCAUUGUCGGUCAAGUUGGAAAUGUGAUAACUAAUCGUAAUGCUAACCGCCUGGAAUUCGAACGCUUGCUGGAUGGAGCUAAGACAUACAUGCGUCAUCAUAAGGUUCCAGGUGGAAUGAAAAGACGCGUGCUCCGUUGGUACGACUACAGCUGGUCUAGAGGACGUAUCCAAGGAGGAGGUGAUAUAAACACAGCUUUGGGUUUAUUGCCGGACAAGCUGAAAACAGAACUAGCGUUACAUGUUAACUUGAGUGUCUUAAAAAAAGUCACUAUAUUUCAAGAGUGCCAACCAGAAUUUUUACAUGAUUUGGUAUUGAAGAUGAAAGCAUAUAUAUUUACACCAGGAGACUCCAUUUGCCGUAAAGGUGAGGUAGCCAGAGAAAUGUUUAUAAUAGCUGAUGGUAUACUGGAAGUGCUCAGUGAAACCGGUAAAGUGCUAACGACAAUGAAGGCUGGCGACUUUUUCGGUGAAAUCGGAAUUCUGAACUUGGAUGGCCUUAAUAAGCGUACGGCUGAUGUACGCUCAGUUGGUUAUUCUGAGUUGUUUUCAUUGUCGAGAGAAGAUGUACUCGCCGCUAUGAAGGACUACCCGGAAGCACAAGAAAUUUUACAAACUCUUGGACGGAAGCGGCUUAUGGAAGUUCGAUGCGUAAAUAAGAAGUACGCGAAAGCACAAUGUAAUAAUGAGCAAUCGGAUCAUCCACAUGUAUAUAGCAAUAUUAAUCGAAGCGAUAGUAGCGAAAAUAGUGCCUCAAAAAAAAUUGUGUACAAAUUAAGAAAAGAUGUUAAAGGAAUCCGAAGUAUGCUUAAAAAGACAAGGACCCGAAGAAGUGAUGAAUCGUUAGAGAUGCAGCCGCUGCAAGACACUUUAAAUAAAGGCAAUAAAACAACUUUGAAGCGAAUGUCACAUGUACGUUCUGAAGAGAAGGAGGAAAAAAAAGAAGAAAAAACGCACCAAGACAAAACACCUAGUCCAAUUGGUGCCGGGCUACCGUUACUCCAAAGGCUGAGAUUACUCAAAGAAAAACAGGAUCGCGAAGAGAAAGCGGCAAAGGCAAUCACUCCUCAGAUAUCUCCCCCACAUGUUCAUAUUGCCAAUGCACUAUCGCCACAGGAAUCAAUCCAAGAAGAACCGGAGACUGAAGUAAACGAAGCACUUCCGCUAAUGCAAAGACUACAAAUGUUAAAGAAUAAACAGGAAACGAAAGCCAGUGACGUGAAGCUUACAGUUAAACCAACUUCAACUGUGUCUUUAAAGCAAAAAAUACAAAUGCUUAAUUUCGCUGGAGUGACAAAGACAGAUACUAUGGAUAAUAAGUCGAAAGACGAUAAAUUGGCCACUGAAGACCAAAAGCAGACUCCAAAAACACUUGACGUGCAGAAAUAUAUUAAACACGACCUAGGUGCAAUUAAUAAAUCGCCAAAGGCGGUAACAGGAAAGUCAUUGAAACUCAUAAAACCGUCCAUAAACACGUCAACAGAACGCUCAGAUAGUGAUAUGUCGAUUAAGCCAUGGUCCAAACUUAAGUUAGCGACGAUAAUGUCAACAAGUUCUAAUAAUUUAGCGAAAUCUUCACCAGGAGAUUCAGACGUUGAAGUAAAAACAUGUUCAUCAAAUGAAACACCCCAAACGCCUUCUCAAGGGACAGCUGUAUUUACAUCCACAACACCAUCUACAAAUACUUUACAUUCUGUAACUGCGACCACUCCAAAUACAAAGCCUACAGAGCAAAUAAAGAUUUUAGAAAAUGUACGGAAGCACUCGAAAAUUGUAGCGACAAAUCAUUCCAACGAAAGCAGAAAAUCGUAUCACUCUGUUUUUGAUUUAUCGCCCGAAUAUAGUGGAUUACCAUUUGUAAAGCGUCUAAAAAUACUGAACGAACGUCAGAAGCUAGAAGAACUUGAAAAAGCACUACAAAUGCGAAGUUUUAGCUUAGACAGUUCUAAAAUAACUAGCCAACUCGCAGUGCCAGAACCGUUGUAUCGAUGCUUCAGUGAUGUUUCUGAAAUGUACUCGCAAUUUUUUACAGCUUAUGAAUCAAGUUCAUCUAAUUCGACUAACACAUCUCUGUCAAAUAACAACAAUGAGAGGAAAGACAAAUAUAUACCGCCUGCCUAUUUACCUCUUAGUCCCGAACAAAAUGAAACUUCUGAACGCCGAAAGUUGAAGUGUAUUUUACAGAAACUCCGUCACAAUUCAGAAGAAUGUAAAAGUGCUUUUCAAAAUGAAAAUGAAGACUCGUGCGUGACGGAAAAGCCCAACAAGAAAUUACUAAGAGAACCGACAUUAGAAGGGUAUGUGGCUAGACAUAGUAUGCUAAUGAAAAGUAUAACGAUCAAACCAACUCUUUCUAGUCCACCCAACAGCGCUCACAGAUCUAAUGAAGAUGAACAGUAUGAAGCCUUGCAAACGACUAGUGGAGCCGAAGAUAAACACGUAAACAUCUCUCACGCGCCCAUAAUUUCCGCUUUUGGAUGGGAUAAAUGCCCUGAAAAUCGAGUAUCCAGUGGCGCUCAUAUAAAAGCGGUCUCAAAACGACGAAAUACUAUUCAACUUAAUAACAAUGUGAUGCAAUAUGAUCCCUGUCCAUCUUACACUAAUCAACGUACAACAAAACGGUUCAAGACAAUUGGGGAUUCGUUGAGAACAGGAGAUAUCCUCAACGUGGAGGAGAAUUUCAAUCGUGUUUGGAGUGAAAUUAAUGAUGUAAUUAAGGAUCAGAUUACAGAAAUGCAUUUAAAAUUCGAAUUACAAUUUUCGGUAAUGGCCCGAGAAGUAAGAAAGCGCGAUGAAAUUAUUGCAAAUCUUCAGACAAAAAUUAAAAAUAUCGAAUUAAAAACAUCCUCGCCACGAAGAAAAACUGAACUUACACGUGAUAAGCUUAGCAAAUUAUGGGUUGAUGCAGAUCUAGAGUCAGAGGACCAUGCCAGCUCCAGUUCAUCAGCAGAACUUCUUUUUAUGCGCGGAGACUCAUUGGAUACGGUUUUUAUGUCAUCUCCACCACAAGUUCAACGACACAGUUCUUCGUCGAUAUUUAAUAAUGUUUGCAAAGACUCUUCAGGACACAUUUCUUCACGAAGUUUGUACAAAAAUAAAUCAGAAGAGAAUAUUACAAUGGGCAAGCAACAAAAGAGAAAUUAUGUUGUUUCUGUGUCAGAUCUCACCGGAAACUUAAACAUGCAAGAUAGUGUAGUUCUAGACAUUGGUGAUAGCUCGAGCUCGAGUUCUUCUUCUGGCAAAUUGAAUGUUAAGUAUGAAGACAUAGAGCAAAAAAAUGUGAAAGACAAUGUAUUCGCACAUGUGCAUCACAACGAUUGGGAGGUAAAAAUGCUUGCUGCGGAGAUGGAUAAACAAGAGAGAAAACGUGCGAACUCCACUGAUUUUAAGUGUAGUAAUUCAAUUUUAAGAAGACGUCGAAAAUUUAGUGAUACUGAAGCAGAUAUUAGUGAAACAGAUCCCGAAAUUGAACCCUUCUCUUUACCCAGACCUAGAGCUUCAAGUUUAGACCAAUUCAAUUUAAGAUACGGCAUCGGAAAAGAGAUUUUUAAAGCAAUUAGUAUCGAUCGUGAUAAAAACAAACUUUGAAAUUUGCCAAUAUAUUAUCUAGGGUUACGUUAUACACACAUAUGUUCAUAAAAUACGAAAAGUUGGAAUGAAAAUGUGGAAGAUUACAAAAAAACAAAGAUGUCAUAAGCGCAAAAAGUCGACAAAUGUUGUCAAAAUAUAGAUUCGAAAAUGUUGGCAAUGUAACAUACAUACAUAGAUAUUGUACAAUAUAUUUGUGAGAACAAGUGAAUAUAUUUUGUAUACUUUUUAUCUGAGUAUUGCAAUUCCCUUUGAUUAUUAUUUUUUACUGAACACCAACACCAAACUUCCCGUAUAAUCUUUUAACAGCAACCAUAUUUUUAAUUUUAUCUAUUUUAUCACACAAUGAAAUGAUUAUAGUUACCCCUUUCUGUUUAAAAAUAUCAUCUGCGACUUCUUUCAACUUGUAUAAGAGGGUCAGUGACUUGUAAACCUAUUAUUUUGCACCAAAGUCUGAAAAUAUUGACUCAGAGCAAGUGAAUAUCUGAACAGUUUUAACCCUAGAUAAUAAUAUUGUAAUCCCCACAUAUAAGCUUAAGAUUAUCUCAGGAACAUAAAUUUCUUUAAAAAAUAAUCUCUUUUUAAACUUGAAAACCCUUAAAUGCCUGUAAUUUAACAAAUUUUAUAUUUCUCGUAUUAAACGUAUCCAUACAAAGAUACAUGUGUCAUAAAAGCGUAAACCUCACUGAGAAAUAAUGCAUUGAUAUAUUUCAGCCAAUACAUAAAAAAUUAAAUAAAUGCAGGCAAGCAUUUUUUGAGACAUAGCGUAUGCUUUGGUCUUCAAUUAUUUUUAUAAUACGAGUACCAAAGCAAAUUCAAAAUCUGUCGUCACAAUCACAAGACGUUAUAUCUCUUAAUGACACAUAAUUCUAGUAUACUAUAUAAAACAUUAUUAUAUGAUGUUUAAACUGUUUGAUUAUUUAAUCAAUUUUAUUCCAAGAUGUUUUUCAAUACUAUAAAAGUACCCUAAAUAAGGCCAAUAUGGGACUUUACCCAAAGCUCAAAGUUUCAAAAUAUCGUACUUCUACCUAUUUUAAUUUAUGUUGGAAACUUUUGUCCGUAUUUAAGUAUGGUACCAAGUAUGCUUUUAACACCUUCAGAAUAUUUUGAAAUUAAAUUUUAAUAAUAUUAACACUCUUAUUACGAAAUGCUGGUAGAUUAUAAGAAAUAUACAAGGUCUGUCGCAAAAGAAACAGAACUUUUUAAAUAUAACUGUUUCUGGUGGCGCCACCUAUUGGUAU